Molecule: messenger RNA, 678 nt
Organism: Perognathus longimembris pacificus (Pacific pocket mouse)
Lineage: Eukaryota; Metazoa; Chordata; Mammalia; Rodentia; Heteromyidae
Gene: Crp
Product: C-reactive protein
Exons: 2
Coding region: 1-678 (225 amino acids)
Biological process (GO): innate immune response
Molecular function (GO): low-density lipoprotein particle binding; complement component C1q complex binding
Source: RefSeq, a predicted model, not a curated record
AUGGAGAAAAUGCUCUGGUGCUUCCUGGUCUCCAUCAGCUUCUCUGAUGUUUUUGGCCAGACAGAACUGUCUAAGAAGGCCUUCGUAUUUCCCAAAGAAUCGGAUAAUUCUUAUGUGUCCUUGGAAGGACAGGUAAAGGAGCCUCUGAAAGCCUUCACCGUGUGCCUGUGGCAGUUCACUGCACUGAGCAGGACCCGGGGGUUCAGCAUUUUCUCUUACGCCACCAAAAAACAAGCUAAUGAGAUCCUCAUAUUUUGGUCAAAGGAGAGAGGAUAUGCUUUUGCUGUGGGUGGGCCUGAAGUAUUAUUCAAGGCUGUUGAAAUUCCUCCGGUUCCAGUCCACAUCUGUGCCAGCUGGGAAUCUGUCACUGGGAUUGCAGAGCUCUGGGUCGAUGGGAGGCCCAGGGUAAGGAUGAGUCUGAACAAGGGAUACACUGUGGAGACAGACGCAAGCAUCAUCCUGGGACAAGAACAGGACUCCUUCGGUGGGAGCUUUGAUGUAAACCAGUCUUUUGUGGGUGAAAUUGGAAAUGUGAACAUGUGGGACUAUGUGUUGUCACCAGAUGAGAUCAACACAGUGUAUGUUGGCGGGACCAUAAGCCCCAAUGUCCUGAACUGGCAGUCAUUGAAGUACCAGACAAAUGGGGAAGUGUUUAUCAAACCCCAGCUGUGGUCCUGA